Epinephelus fuscoguttatus (brown-marbled grouper) is the source of this 2006-nucleotide messenger RNA. It is a transcript of the gene marchf4b, whose product is annotated as membrane associated ring-CH-type finger 4. Gene Ontology annotation, biological process: protein ubiquitination. Lineage: Eukaryota; Metazoa; Chordata; Actinopteri; Perciformes; Serranidae. Bases 565 to 1824 code for a protein of 419 amino acids. Gene Ontology annotation, molecular function: zinc ion binding; ubiquitin-protein transferase activity. The record is from RefSeq and is a predicted model, not a curated record. The transcript is spliced from 5 exons.
GUGGUGACGUGUGGCGUCUGGGAGCUGUCCCAGGAAUCAUGGUGCUGAAGCUGCAGCACAAAUUCAGCAGCCAAUGAUCACAGGAGAAUCCGGGGAUACGGAUGCUUUCACCCAGAGCAGGACAGUCCGACAAUCGUGUUGGAUUUUAACGGAGGGAUUUAAACCCAUCGGCUUGUUCCUCGGACAUGGAAAUUCGAUAAUUGGGGAUGUAAGCUUCACGCAGACUUGUCAGCGACCUGCAGUCUGGCAGGAGCUCUAUGAGAAAAAAAAAAUCCCGAAACUGUGAGUCGUAGAGAAAUCGGGGUAGCUCGCCAGCUGUUCCAUUUAUUGAACUUAAUGGCUUCAGACACUUGUUUGCAUCGAUGGGAUUUGUUUGCCUUUUGGAUUUACAUUCUCGUGGGAAGACAAUAAAGGACUUUGAAUUUCAAUAUACCAAUAUCAACAUAGAAAACUAAAAGGCUGCUUUCUAACCUCCCCAACAAACGCAGGAAAAAACGCACCCCCACUAUCCCAUCCCACGGCAUAUGAAGAAGUGUUUGCUCAUGACGGGGACACAUACAGUACAUGCUGUUUUCUUCCAGCACCUUUGUAUGGUGCUGUGAGUUUGUGGCCGGAUACAGCCUAAUGCUGCGCAGCCAGGGCAUGCUGAAGAGCCGCUGUUGCGUCCUGCUCGGUGACCUGAGGGUGCUCCUUCUCGGGCCACCGGCACCGCCGACACCGCUGCCUCCGCUGACCCCCAUGAGCGUCCAAGGCACGGAAAGCCAUGAAACAGGCGUCACCGUCCCCGACAACAACAACACGUUAACGCGGAGCCACCAGCAGCACGCAGGGGACCGGGUUGCCCCAUCUGCAGCAGGAGCCACCGGGCCACCGGGCGGAGAGCGACCGGGCUGGGUUGAUGCUGCAGAGCUGUCGGCGGCCCUGCGCGGCUGCAGCAGCUCUUCUGAUGACUGCUCAAAGGGCAAACUGGAGGAGAGGUUCUCCCUCACCAGCUACACGGAAAGUGGCUUCAGGACUCCCGUGUGCAGGAUCUGCUUCCAGGGACCAGAGCACGGGGAGCUCCUGAGCCCAUGCCGGUGCAGUGGGUCAGUACGCUGCACCCACCAUCCCUGCCUCAUCAAAUGGAUCAGCGAGAGAGGCUCCUGGGCCUGUGAACUCUGCUACUACAAAUAUCAGGUCAUUGCCAUCAGCACCAAGAACCCAUUACAGUGGCAGGCCAUCUCCUUGACAGUGAUAGAGAAAGUGCAGAUAGCAGCAGCCAUCUUGGGCUCCCUGUUCCUGAUGGCGAGCAUCUCCUGGCUGGUGUGGUCGUCUUUCAGCCCGUCAGCCCGCUGGCAGCGACAAGACCUGCUUUUCCAGAUCUGCUACGGAAUGUACGGCUUUAUGGAUAUCGUCUGCAUCGCACUAAUUGUCCACGAGGGACCUUCUGUGUUUCGCAUCUUCCACCGCUGGCAGGCCGUGAACCAGCAGUGGAAAGUCCUGAACUAUGAUAAGUCUAUGGACAGUGAUGACCUGAAGAAUGCCACUGUGGACAGGACUCUGUCUCAGCCCAGCCCGGUCUACCAGACUGGGGUAGGGGUGUCCACCUCCACCUCCUCGCUCAUGGUGGUAGCCUCCACAGCCGACGGCUCCACCUCUACAACCAUGGUGACGGCUGCGGGAGGACUGGGAACACAUGUGGACCCCAACAGCGGCAGCACAGUGCCAGACCAACACUGUCCCUACAACAUCCUCCACCUCCUCAGCCACCUCAGGCAGCCGGAGGCCCGCAGCCAACCCAGCAAUAGCACACGAGAGCUGGUCAUGAGAGUCACUACAGUCUGAGGAGUCAGUUGAGGCCUUAUCUCACACGGAGGUGAAAGAUUUAUGAACCAGCUGACAGUUGAAAAAAAAAAAGUCAUAUCUUAACUGCACUGGAUUAAUACCAUGUUCUUGUUUGUUUCAAAAUGCAUCUCUGAUGUCCUUACAUGGAUUGAAUAAAAGUCGAAGUUGUUUGAUUUGCAGAA